CCGUUCCGUUGCCCCCAAGACGUUUGUUCGGUCGCUCGCUCGUUAUUCUGAUCUCUCCCGAUUGAGAGGAGGGUAAAGGGAAGUCGUCGUUUCGAGUAAGAGAAAGACAAUCUUCAACUGUAUAGAUUUUUCCCUCUUUUUGUUCACUCGCUCAUCGUUCAUCGUUCGUUUCUCCUUUCCCCCACCCCCGUCAGCCAUGACGAUUCGCUUCCUCGUCAACUUUGGCCUCUUGGCCCUCCCCAUCGCCAUCACUCUCGGCAUUCUCUUUGGCCUUGAGAAGCAUCGAGAGGCGACAGGAGGUCCUCCUCUGUUCAAGCCUCAACCCGACCCUACCAAGCCCAAGACGCCCAACGAUAAUGGCAUCACGGUCGGGCAGUACUGCCAAAAGUCAUAUGGUAUUCAUCCAGAGACCAAGGGCCUUGAGUUUACACUGAAUCCCAAUCAGUGGGGUGUGAAGGAUGGUGGAAAGGGAGGAAUGUGUUUAUAUGUCGACAUUCACAACAACAAGACCUAUGACACAGAGUUCACGGCGCCCAACUGGGCCAGCGUCUGGGCCUAUCCCAUCGACGAUGUCAAGGCACCUGUGCACGCCUUCCCCAACGUCAUGGUUGAAGGCGACACGUUUCCCGUCAAGCUAAACACGAUUGAAAAGAUUGACAUCGACUUUGCCUGGACCUACGCUCCUGGUAACACGUCGGCCAAGGGAAGCAAGUACAUCACAAAGUCCGACUUUGACGAUCUCGUGGAUCGUGAGGUCAACGCCAACGUCGCCAUGGAUAUGUUCUUGGACAAGGACAAGGAAAAGUCAAAGGUCAGUGAGGACGCUUCUCACGAAAUCAUGGUGUGGUUUGCCGCCAUCGGAGCUGCUACUCAGCCUAUCGGUUUCAACGGCGGCACGAGUCCUGUGGCGACCAAGACUCUUCACGGAGUCAAGUUCGAACUCUACGUCGGCGUCAACGAUGAGACCAAGCAAAAGGUGCUCACGUGGUACGUCAAGGAGCCCGUGGAAAAGUUCAGCGGCGACCUCUCCCCUCUAAUCAACGAGAUCCUGUCCAUGAGCGACUCGGACUACCCAUCUCCCACCGACUACCUGGGCUACAUGGCCUGGGGAACCGAAGCCUACUCUUCCAACAAUGAGUAUGUCACUUUCAACGUGACGCAGCUGGCGAUAGAUGUCGAGACUACGAGUUCUACUUGAGCGCGAUUUUACACAGCAGCAGCAGCAAAUGUCAUGAACGUAACUAUAUAGAAUACUUAAUGAAAGAAUUGGGCGUUUUGUUUGGAA
Messenger RNA from Fusarium vanettenii 77-13-4, 1285 nucleotides. RefSeq lists its product as uncharacterized. Lineage: Eukaryota; Fungi; Ascomycota; Sordariomycetes; Hypocreales; Nectriaceae. The record is from RefSeq and is a predicted model, not a curated record. The transcript has 4 exons. Gene Ontology annotation, molecular function: cellulase activity. Gene Ontology annotation, biological process: polysaccharide catabolic process. The coding region runs from base 197 to 1198 and encodes 333 amino acids.